AUGUCGGGUUUCCGCGAAACUGUCAAAUUCCACGAAAAAGAAACAAGCAUUGUAAGUUUGUUGACAGGGAGUGGUCAGUGGUUUUAACAAGUAUUUUUAUGAAGAUUUGCACACUCAGCGAGAUCUUAGAAGUAACCAGUGUCCCAAAGGUUUCAUAUCAGGAUGGGCUGACAAGAGCUCCAAGACAGGAGGCCCUUUUAUGGUGUCCUACAAUGUAUUAGAAAAAAAUAACAAAUUAGCUGAACAGAAAUAAUCAUCAUGUCUGAGCAGUACAAUUCCGUGGAAAACAAAGUUGAAAAUUGGCACAGGUAUCAGAACGAUUUGAUUCAGUCUUUGUCAUCACCCGCCUCGAACAACCCACAAGUUUCGUCAGACAGUGACAAAAUGGCUCAACAUUCAAGAGGAGGUUGUGCAAUUGAAAGGAAUGGUUUUAACUGCAGGCUUGAUUCAGUUGAGGAUGAGGAGUUGUUUGGGCCACAAGCAUCAGAUAGCACCAUAGAUACUAACGAUGUCUUUUCGCAUACUGACCUGGAUGAAACAAGGUCAGAUAAAGACCAAUGCAAUAUAAAUUAUAGCAACGUUGGAGCUCUUCCAAACUUUGACCUGCUGGAUGAAUCAUCUGGGAAAAGCAGUGAUGAAAAUCCAGAAUUUAAUUUUGGAUACCCGAAGUCACUUGAAACACCUGAGAAAUUCAAUUCGGGUUCAUCAGGUAAUGGUAGCAUUGGCAUUAAUUCUGAGGACCUUAAGAGCAUUUUGAGACAUCCAAGUGGAAGGAUGUAUGAACGAAGCCAAUCUGCAACAGAUAAAAGAGACAGUUAUAGAAAUAGCAGAGAAAGAAAAUAUGCUGAAAUAGAUUCCCCACCAGAUUUUGACGAAAAUUUCCUAAAAAACCAGCCUAUAGUAAGAAAGUCAAACAGCCUACCAGACCUUGUAACAACCAGCCAGCCUCAGUCAUUGUCACCCAGAACUUGCCCAGACGUCGCUGAGAUUCAGUUUCAUUCUGAGGGGUGGAGGAGUGCUGGUAGUCGACAGAAACAACGGGAGGCCAUAGAAGGACGUAGCUGGCCGUCUGCAACAAGCAGACCAAAGGGCAUAGUACGUCACAUCAGCAUUGCAGAGACAACGGAAGAGCUGUUAUAUAACACUGAGGAUGAGCCAAACAUGGUUGGGAAAGAAGGAAGACAGCUAACCAGCAGGGACCGCACUGAGGAGGUUAAGCUACCUCUUAAGUCACCUUCUGUUGAACGGAGACAGGUCCUGGCCUCCAAGUCCAGUGGAUACCAUACAGGCAGCGAGGGUAAUGGUAGCCAAGAAAAGAAUGAUGAUGCGUUCAGUAGAAGCACCUCACAGAUUUCAAGCACAGUGUUCACAUCACAAGAGAGUGAGGACAAAGGCAGGGAGCUGGAAAUGGGCAAACAGCUUGAAGCCGGAAAGAUUUGUUUCCAGCAGUAUACUGAAAGCAGGGAACCAGAAGUAGGCGAACAGCUGGAAAUUACAGUGGUUGAUAACCAGCUUAAGAAUGAACAAUCGUUCGAAAUUGAUGUCAAAGCUGGAGUUCUUGCUGGCAAUUUACCCCUCGUGUCAAUGCAGUCUUUAAAUGAAUAUGGGCCUAACGAGGAAACAAGUGAAAUGACAUACAGUUCAGAAAUUUCGGGGGAAAUAUUGGACUCGAUGAAUAACAGUAGCUGGUUUGAGUCACAGAGUGAGAGUUUGUUUUGCUCCUAUGAUUCUGAAAAAACAACUAGUAAUCAUGGAAAUAAUAGUCCACAUAGCAGCGGAAGUAGCACACUGACAGUUAUUGAUGCUGUUCGAGGUAAAGAAAGUCUCAAGAGUAAGGAACAAUCUGUUAGAGAAUACUUCCAUCAUGAAGAAAAAGCUAUUUCAAUGACAGAAAAGAACCUACCGUGCAUGAGUUUUACACAAGAAGAUCUCUAUCCUCGAGGUGAUGGCAAGAUAGCCAUGGAGAGUGAUGGAAAGUCAACUGAAUUAAAGAACUCUUCAGCCAAUAGCAGAGUUGUAAACAAUGAAGAAUCAAGUUUAGACAUUACUGGCAUCUUUGAAGCUGGGGCUAUUAGAAAGCAGACAAGCAUGGUCGGGGGUAACAUACCUUAUCAUAUUUUUUCUCUUCAAGAAAGUUUUAGUAUUACAGACAAUGUAGAAAGACUAGCAGAAGAAGAUGAUAAGAAGAUACAGAAGUUUAAACGAAAACAGAACCUGACCUCAUCAGGAAGUAUGGACACAAUGCGUAGCUCUUCGUCCGACAGUCCCAGUAUGGCUGGAUCACCUAUGAGCGCAGGGGCUCAAAAUUACAAGCUGGCCACAGAAAAUUACAAGAUGAAGAAUAGAGUGUCCCAGUUUGAGAAUCUCCUCGCUGAAAAGAGUCCUAAUGAACUCAGUCCCACAGAUGUUGAACAGUUGUUGAACAGCUACAGAUCACCAUCUUUCUCUAUACAAGGCAGCAAUAACAUUGAAAACAUCCACCUUAAAUGCAGCCCUUCCCCAAAAUCAAAACAUUUUUGA
Molecule: messenger RNA, 2520 nt
Organism: Mya arenaria
Lineage: Eukaryota; Metazoa; Mollusca; Bivalvia; Myida; Myidae
Exons: 5
Coding region: 259-2520 (753 amino acids)
Source: RefSeq, a predicted model, not a curated record